This is a messenger RNA of Carlito syrichta (Philippine tarsier), 4932 nucleotides long. RefSeq names its product taxilin alpha (gene TXLNA). The record is from RefSeq and is a predicted model, not a curated record. The coding region runs from base 221 to 1858 and encodes 545 amino acids. The transcript is spliced from 10 exons. Gene Ontology annotation, molecular function: syntaxin binding. NCBI's taxonomy places the organism in Eukaryota, Metazoa, Chordata, Mammalia, Primates, Tarsiidae.
CCCGAAAGCCGGCCGCGGCCCGCCGGGCUCCUCUGAGCGGGCUAGACCGGGAGGACCGCUGGCUCCCUGCGGCGAAGGCCCGACCGGUUGUUUACUUUAGGAAGCUUUGUGCGCCGGCGUUAGGAUUCGUGAUCCAGGCUGCGAAGAAUGGCAAGUCUGGAAAAUAGCAACUGUGUUUCUUUCUAAAGGAUCUGCUUCUAACCCAGCGUUGCAAACCACAAUGAAGAACCAGGACAAAAAAAAUGGGGCUGCCAAACAAUCCAACUCAAAAAGCAACCCGGGACAGCCGGAAGCAGGACCCGAGGGAGCCCAGGGGCGGCCCGGCCAGUCGGCCUCUGCGACAGAAUCCGAAGGUUCCAGCAGCCAGACUCCUGGGAAGACGGAGGGGGCUCAAGCCAAAACUGCUCAAUCUGGAGCCCUCCGUGAUGUCUCUGAGGAGCUGAGCCGCCAGUUGGAAGACAUACUAAGUACAUACUGUGUGGACAACAAUCAGGGCAGCCCAGGUGAGGAUGGGGCACAGGGUGAGCCAGCUGAACCUGAAGAUCCAGAGAAGUCCCGGACCUAUGUGGCAAGGAAUGGGGAGCCUGAGCCGACUCCAGUAGUCAAUGGUGAGAAGGAGACCUCCAAGGGGGAGUCAGGCCCGGAAGAGAUCCGUGCGAGUGACGAGGUUGGAGACCGAGACCACCGACGGCCACAGGAGAAGAAGAAAGCCAAGGGUUUGGGGAAGGAGAUCACGUUGCUGAUGCAGACUUUGAACACUCUGAGUACCCCAGAGGAGAAGCUGGCAGCUCUGUGCAAGAAGUAUGCCGAACUGCUGGAGGAGCACCGGAACUCACAGAAGCAGAUGAAGCUCCUGCAGAAGAAGCAGAGCCAGCUGGUACAGGAGAAGGACCACCUGCGUGGCGAGCACAGCAAGGCCAUUCUGGCCCGCAGCAAGCUUGAGAGCCUGUGCCGCGAGCUUCAGCGGCACAACCGGUCCCUCAAGGAAGAAGGUGUGCAGCGCGCCCGGGAAGAAGAGGAGAAGCGCAAGGAGGUGACCUCGCACUUCCAGGUGACACUGAAUGACAUUCAGCUGCAGAUGGAACAGCACAAUGAGCGCAACUCUAAGCUGCGCCAAGAGAACAUGGAGCUGGCCGAGAGGCUCAAGAAGCUGAUUGAGCAGUAUGAGCUGCGAGAGGAGCAUAUCGACAAAGUCUUCAAACACAAGGACCUGCAGCAGCAGCUAGUGGAUGCCAAGCUCCAGCAGGCCCAGGAGAUGCUGAAGGAGGCAGAGGAGCGGCACCAACGGGAGAAGGAUUUUCUCCUGAAAGAGGCAGUGGAAUCCCAGAGGAUGUGUGAGCUGAUGAAGCAGCAGGAGACCCACCUGAAGCAGCAGCUUGCCCUAUACACUGAGAAGUUUGAGGAGUUCCAGAACACACUUUCCAAAAGCAGUGAGGUAUUCACCACGUUCAAGCAGGAGAUGGAAAAGAUGACUAAGAAGAUCAAGAAGCUGGAGAAAGAAACCACCAUGUACCGGUCCCGGUGGGAGAGCAGCAACAAGACCCUGCUUGAAAUGGCUGAGGAGAAGACACUCCGGGACAAAGAGCUGGAGGGUCUGCAGGUGAAAAUCCAACGGCUGGAGAAGCUGUGCCGGGCACUGCAGACCGAGCGCAAUGACCUGAACAAGAGGGUACAGGACCUGAGUGCUGGUGGCCAGGGCUCCCUCAUUGACAGUGGUCCUGAGCGGAGGCCAGAGGGGCCUGGUGCUCAAGCACCCAGCUCACCUAGGGUCACAGAAGCACCUUGCUGCCCCGGAGCACCGAGCACAGAAGCAUCAGGCCAGAUUGCCCCCCAGGAGCCUGCCUCCGCCAGGGCCUAGAGAACCUGGUGCUGGGGCUUGCUGGGAAGGGAGCAGGUAGCCCAGCCAGGCCUGGCCCAUGCAAGGUUCCCAUGCUGAGCAGUUCAGUGCUAAGGCCAGGUAUUCUGAUGUGGCUGGCACCUGACACUUGCAAUUUUGGAUUUUGUGGGUCAGUUUUACGUGCAUAUGGCGUUGUGCAAGGCCUCAUGCAUUUAUGUCUAUAAGUGUACCGUGGGCUUGCAGUGGGGUGGGAGUAUGUACAGAUGAAGUCAGUGGCUCCUCUGUGAGCUGAAGAGUCUCAAGAGGAGCUGUCAUCUGUAGCUGCCAUCACAGUGAACUGGCAGGACAAGUGACUUGAGCAGUUUUCUGCCUGAUGUGAGGCUCAGAUCCCUCCUGGCCCUUCAGAGCUCAUGACAAGUGAUACACCCGGGACUUGACUGCAUUUCUCUUGUGAGUGGGGCUUGGGCAGCUCGGGCUCUCCUAGCUCCUCUAGAGGCUCCUCUGCUUCUCUUGACCUGGAAGCAGGGUCCCCAGGCAGAGCCUUAGCAGGGCACUCAAAGCAGGUGAUUGGACUGCUUUCCUGCCAAGGACAAGGGACCUGGAGAAUGGUUCUGUGUGGGAUGACGUGCUGGUUGGGAGCCCUUGGGCACCACUUCCCCUGCCCUCUGGUAGUGCCAGGACCAGGCCAGUGAUGCUUCUCAGUAGCCUUAUCAUUCACAGGUGCCUCUCUAGCCUGCACAAAUGAUUGACGAGAUCACCCAAAGGAUUCUUUCUGAAGGUUUGUUUUUUUGUUUGUUUGUUUUUGGGAGGGGGGUUUGCACAUGAGAGUGUUUGUAUUGAGGACCUUCUGAGGAAGAAAGAGGGGAGCUGUAGCGGUGGCGUCUGGGCCUGCCUCCAGUAUCCCACCCCUUUCCCCCACCCUGACUCCUUUGCCAUCCUGGCGCCUAGGUCUCCUGUGUGUAGAGACCAAGUUGGCUGUAGAAAGGGAAAGGGAGAGGCUUCUGACAGCUUUGCUGCAAGCUUACCUGUGGGAUGCUACCACUGGUUCCCCUCAGCACCAUCUCCAUGCAGCAGAUUCUGGGCCCCGGGUCCAGAUGCCCCCUUGGCUUUACAAGUCUGUUUCUGCUUCCUGCCCCUGUCCCCCAGGUGCCCGAGUGCACAGUCCUUGAGGUUUGCCCUGACUCCAUUUCCUGAUACCCCCUUGCCCAAGGAGUAAGAGUCCUUCUUCCUGUGUGGGAACCCACAGUUGUUGUCUGACAGGUAGAAAAUAAAGUUCAACAAUUGACUGAGCCCCAGAACCCCAUGAAAUGGCUGCAGACAGCUGUGUUUGUUUCCCUCCCCACCUUUAGUACAUAAUACUAUGUACUGUAUAUAGCUACUCUGUUGGCCGAAGGUUCUGCUGGUUGCAGACUUGCCAGGAUGUUGCUAGUCUCUGUGCAGAGCACUUUUCUGGGACAAGAGAAUGAGUCCUAGAUCAGGAAGCGGGGCUUUGCUGGACUAGAAGUACAGUGCCCCAUUCCUAGCUGGGCGUCAGCCUCAGUGUAGCUGAGGGAGCCACAGACCAAGAGAUAGGAGGGUUGGUGUUUCGCUUCUUGCUGUAUUUCUUUGAAGUGAGCUUAUCGUCCUGUAGUCCUUCAUCCUCCAUACCUAGCCUAUUUCAGAUAAGUAGGCUCAUGAUUAAGUACUCCUGAAUCGUGUUGACUUAGACCAGAGAUGGCAAGUGGCCUUGGCAGGUGGCACUGAUCUGCUUCACAGUGUUUCUUGCCAAUCCUUGGAUAUCCUUCCUUCACAUGGGAAAUGCCCUCAAGCAGGGAUGAGUGUUGAGCUCUAUCUGCCAUCCCUGGCUGAAUUGCUGCUCUCUCUGGAGAAGGAUCCCCAAGGUCUUUGCCUUCCCCUCUGAAUCCCUGUGCUUGGAAUGCCUCUUCUGCUCCAGGAAGGCCUUCUGCCUCCCACAGCCCCUGUACCAGGCUGGGAUACAAGAGCUGCCAACCUGGCAAGAGUGUUUGCUAGUCAAGCAAGGUGUGCAGAGGAGGCAGAGGUAGCCGUCUGCCCCGUGAGGAAAGCGGAAAGGCCUACGGUGGCCAACAUAAUUGCCUGCCUCACUUCAGCUACCUCUUAAAAGCCUGUGGGGGGUGAGGCUUUUGGGCCCCAGUGUCAGGGUACAGGAGGCUACAGGGAGCAGGGGCCCCUGCUGAACUUCUCGGACCAGGAAUGUGGCGCCCAGGCAGGGUGGAAACUUGGCCUGAAAUUCAGCUCUAGCCAUUUGGGCAAGUCUAGAUGGGCGUCCCCUUUCUCUUCUUCUCCACUGACCAAACCUUAACCAGUCACUACAGCUGCUCUGCUUUCUCUGCUUUCCAAAGUCAGCCCAGGUCCUGGGCCAGAUGCAGGGGCGGUGGCCUAUCCACAAGUGAAGGCCAGUGCCUUCCUCACCCGGGUGGGCCCCACACACAUGACCUCAGUUUUAGGACCAAGAGCUGUGUUGGUAUCAUAGAUUGCUAGCUUUUCCUCCAGGGGCCACAGCAGGUGGAGCCCAGAGCCCAGGGCUCUGCUGACAUAAUUUGUCUUCAGGACCUUGUCCAGCUGAGAGUUUCGUGUACACCAGAUUCUGAGAGGUGUCAGCAGCACUUUUUUAAAUUUGUUGUUUGUAUUCCAUGAGGUUUUUGGACCAUGGGCUGAGCUCAGGCACUUUCUGUAGGAGAAUGUUAUUUCUGUAAAGAUGGUUAUUUAACCCUCCUCCACCCCAUCACAGCAGCCCUGCCGAGGACUGGCCCAGAGGCCAGUGGAGCCGCCUCGUGGCCACGGGGGAGGGCCGAGGCCUGCUGAGCUGAUUCUCCAGCUGCUGCCCAGCCCUCCCGCCUUGCACAGCACAGAGGUGGUCAUACCAGGGACAGCCAGGCGCCUGCCUGCUCCUCCCUUCCUGGGGGAGGGGUGCUGCCUUUGUCCCUGUCACUGCUUUCCUUAUGGCCAGACCUGGCCACUCAGACUUGUUUGAAGCUGUGCUGGCAGCUUUUUUGUCUCCUUUUGGUAUUCACAACAGCCAGGGACUUGAUUUUGAUGUAUUUUAAACCACAUUAAAUAAAGAGUCUGUUGCCUUA